Molecule: messenger RNA, 519 nt
Organism: Ziziphus jujuba (common jujube)
Lineage: Eukaryota; Viridiplantae; Streptophyta; Magnoliopsida; Rosales; Rhamnaceae
Source: RefSeq, a predicted model, not a curated record
AUGGACGCCUCAGAUACUUCAAUUGUCCAUUUUAGAGUAUUGAGCGAAAGGUUACCCUAUAGGUUACAUCAAACCUACUCCACUAGUACCAAUAGGGGGCAUAGGGGAAAAGGCACUACUCCUAGGAAUCAACAACACGAAAACUUUGGUAUAAUAUACCUUUUCUUUAUCAGGAUCGGGACUAACAAGAAUGGUUGGGACAACAAACAUCCAUCGCGUUCAUAUUUUGGAUACCCAUAUAACCAUCGAAGACUGUUGAAGUGACUAAUUCCUAGAAAUUAAGAGGCGUUGAAGGCAAAGAAAUUGUUGGAGUCACUCUUUUUUAUUUUAUCUAGUACCAACAUGCUUGAUGUUAAGGAAAGGUUUUUUACAAGAAGGUUGGCUAGAGAUUUCUUGUAAAAAAACUAGCCCCACUCAGUUUAUAAUGAGACUAUUUCAUUUCAAUCUUUGUGGAUUCCAUGUAUUAUUCUCAUUAUGCACAUAAAGGAGGAGCCGUACAAGAUGAAAAUCUCUUGUACG